AAAGCUAAGGAAAAAAAGAGAGAGACCCAAACAUCAUUCAAUUAAGGAAAAAAAAAAGAAAGAAACAGCACUUCCAUCUCCGUCGUUUAAAGCAAGUUUUUAAUUUUUUUUCUUUGCUUCGAUACGAUCAAAUCACCUGAGUGAGAAAAUAAUUUUUUUUUUGCUUUUUUAGAGAUUGAAAAUUAAGCUAAUUUAUUUGUUUUUUUUAGAUAGUGAUAGGAAAAAAAUAGAAUUAUGAUUUCGUAGCUACUUUUCCUCCUUUUCUUUCUUCUUCGCAUUUAGAUUAACCUAACCUAACCCUAGGUUUUUUUUUUGGUGUUCGUGUUAAUUUUGUAUUUGUUUGUGGUUUAAGGUAAAAGACGGAAUUCUAGGUUUUUUUCUCCCUUCUUUUAUUUUAUUUUUUUUAGAUUUUUUUUACUUGAUUGAUCAUCUGGAUGUUUAUGGGUUGUCGGUGCGGUUGAUUUGAAGUUUAGUGUCGCCGUAUAAUUUCCUCGCUUUUUUAACGUGAGGGGAUUUUUUUAAAUUAGGGUUUCGGAUUAUAGUUUAGGGUUGUGAAUUUCUUUUUUUUUUUUAAAAUUACUUAUUUGAAGUUGAUUGAUGGAACCUUGUGUUGGUAAUAAGUUUCGACUUGGUCGUAAGAUCGGCAGUGGCUCUUUUGGAGAGAUCUAUCUGGGUACGAACAUUCAGACCAACGAAGAGGUUGCCAUUAAGCUUGAAAAUGUGAAGACAAAGCAUCCUCAGUUGUUAUACGAAUCGAAGUUAUACAGGAUCCUGCAGGGAGGAACUGGGAUUCCAAAUUUGAGAUGGUUUGGAGUUGAAGGAGACUAUAAUGUCCUGGUUAUCGAUCUGCUUGGACCUAGUCUUGAAGAUCUAUUUAAUUUCUGCAGUCGGAAACUCUCAUUGAAGUCAGUUCUAAUGCUUGCAGAUCAAAUGAUCAACCGUGUUGAAUUUUUUCAUUCAAAAGCAUUCCUACAUCGAGAUAUUAAGCCAGAUAAUUUUCUUAUGGGCUUGGGAAGGCGUGCGAAUCAGGUAUACAUCAUCGACUAUGGUCUAGCUAAGAAAUAUAGAGACAGUUCAACCCAUCAGCACAUUCCAUACAGGGAAAAUAAGAACCUGACUGGAACUGCAAGAUAUGCAAGCAUGAAUACACACUUGGGCAUUGAGCAAAGCCGUAGGGAUGAUUUAGAGUCUCUUGGAUUUGUGCUUAUGUACUUCCUAAGGGGAAGUCUUCCUUGGCAAGGCCUGAAAGCUGGCACCAAAAAACAGAAAUACGAGAAAAUUAGUGAGAAGAAAGUUUCUACUUCAAUUGAGGCCUUAUGUCGAGGUUAUCCUACAGAGUUUGCCUCAUACUUCCAUUAUUGCCGUUCACUAAGGUUUGAUGAUAAGCCAGACUAUGCUUAUCUCAAAAGAAUCUUUCGUGACCUCUUUAUUCGUGAAGGCUUCCAGUUCGAUUAUGUCUUUGAUUGGACCAUUUUGAAGUAUCAGCAAUCACAGUUGACCAAUCCUCCCGCUCGAGCCCUUGGCCUCGGUGCUGGAACAAGUUCUCCCCUGCCACCUGCCAUUGCGAAUGCUGACAGACACACAGCUAUGGAGGACACACGAGCAGCUGGUUUGUCAUCCAUGGAUUCUUCUCGGCGGAGAGCAUCAGGACCCUUGAUGAGCUCUGGAAAUUAUGCGAAGCAGAAGAGUCCAGUUGCAAAUGAUCAUUUUAUUGGGCAGUCAGGUGGAUCAUCUUCAAGGCAAGUUGGUGUUUCUAGCAGUCGUGAUGCAUUUGCUGGUAGCGAUGUUGACCCACAACGUUCUCGUACAGCCUACGCUAGCCCCGGAGCACUGCAAAAGAAUUCAAGUCGACAGAGAAGUCCCAUUGAUUCUGCCGACCCUAAGCGUUCAAUGUCUGCAAGAAACACCAGUCAUGUCAAGAACUAUGAAGCGGCCCUCAAAGGAAUCGAGGGCCUGCAAUUUGAAAGCGACGAGAGAAUUCACUAUUAAACGCUUGGAUAUACAAAAUUUGUUGUAAAACCGUAAAAAUGGUUGAUGUACUAAUACAUUUUCCAACAGAGUAUUUGGGGAAGGUCCGAGUUAUCGAAGGAAUUUGCAACUUGGAGCUGUCCUUGAUUUGGACUAGUGGGGUGGGCAAGUGCACACCUGAAAAGCAUAAAAUUUGUGAUCCACUUGGAUGAUGGAAAGCUUUGUGAAGUAAACAAACAUUUUGAGUGCUUAAAAUUUGAAUGGUGUUGGGCUGUCAAAGUUUUUAACAGUGUUUGUGUUAUGGCAUUGGCAUGUCUUAUUUUUGUUGUUUUUAAUUAAAUGGUAUUGCUUUCCUGUUUUUAAAGAUAUAUAUGUUUUGUUGGUCA
Gossypium raimondii (Peruvian cotton) is the source of this 2354-nucleotide messenger RNA. Its product is annotated as casein kinase 1-like protein 1. The transcript is spliced from 14 exons. NCBI's taxonomy places the organism in Eukaryota, Viridiplantae, Streptophyta, Magnoliopsida, Malvales, Malvaceae. Bases 598 to 1989 code for a protein of 463 amino acids. Gene Ontology annotation, biological process: endocytosis; signal transduction; peptidyl-serine phosphorylation. Gene Ontology annotation, molecular function: protein serine/threonine kinase activity; ATP binding. Gene Ontology annotation, cellular component: cytoplasm; nucleus. The record is from RefSeq and is a predicted model, not a curated record.